UCGUCAACUCUUAAUCAUUCUUCUUCUUCUUCUUUAUCAACUCCUAAAUUAAACUAACCCUAAAGGCUAGCGAGAAGAAGCUUUAAAUUUCCGCUGGUAAGAAUUCGGUUUCAGAAAAUAUUUGUUAGUGACAAUGGAGGAUGAAAGAGUUGAUCUUCCUCCGGGUUUUAGCUUUGAUCCAACGGAUGAAGAGCUUUUUAUGUAUUAUCUCAAAAGUAAAGUUGCAGGCUUACCGUUCUACCCCAGCAUCAAUAUUCCUCAUCUUGAUUUUUCUUCUUCUCAUCCUUCAGAACUCAACGAGAAGGCUUUGUGGAGCAAAAAUCAGUUGUAUUUCUUCAGUCAAGUGAAGGAAAAUCGAACUACAAGAAAAGGAUAUUGGAAGGAAGUACAUAUGGAUGAGCCAAUUUUACUCCCAGAUUAUGGAGAAAAAAUAGUAGGAAUAAAAAAGUAUUUUGUUUACUAUAAUAUUCCUGAAGUACAAACUAACUGGAUUAUGGAAGAAUUCCACCUCUCUAUCAGUAAUUCCUUCAAGAAGCCUACCAAGAAAAGAGAAAAUGAAAUGGAAUGGGUUUUAUGUAGAGUACAUGAGUCGAACAACCAAUCUCAAGGGAUAAAUUGCCUCUAUAGAAAUUGUGAUGAUGAAGUAGAGCUCUCAGCUUUGGAUGAAGUCUUUUUAUCUAUGGAUGAUGAAGAAGAAGAGGAGAUAAGUUUUCCAUAAGAGUUAAUUGAUGUAAUUAUAGGUCUUAAGUAAUGUUAUAGCAUAUAUUGUUUUUCAUAUAAUUAUACUUUAGUACAUAUAUUUGUAUAUACAAUACAUUGAUGUAAUAGUGUAUGUAGCAUAUGGUCUCUCAUAAUUGUACGUUGCAUACGUGAAUACAGAAUACAUCAACUCCUACUUAUGAGUUA
Molecule: messenger RNA, 906 nt
Organism: Nicotiana tabacum (common tobacco)
Lineage: Eukaryota; Viridiplantae; Streptophyta; Magnoliopsida; Solanales; Solanaceae
Product: NAC domain-containing protein 104
Biological process (GO): regulation of DNA-templated transcription; system development
Molecular function (GO): DNA binding
Source: RefSeq, a predicted model, not a curated record